CGCCGGCGGCCAGUCGUUUGACGCCUGCCGCGCGAGCGGGUGUCGCCACAGGAAAGCGAGUGUCGCGAUCGCGAACGAACCGCCGGGUUAUGGACGUUGCAUGAGCGGGCGCGACCGCUGGAGCCGUCGGGCACGCCGGUCGUGGAGCGCGCGCCGUGGGCCCCGGGCGGCGCGGGCAUGCGCUUCGAGGGCGCCGAGCGGCGCGACGCCGUCGCCUUCCACGGGCUGCUGGCGCCGCGGCCGAGCGACUUCUCGGUGUCGGCGUUGCUGACGGCGGGCGCGCUGCCGCCGCCGCCGUACCUGCCCGCCGCGCUGGCCGCCGCCGCCGCGCUGUCCGCGCCCUGUCCUCUCCUCAAGCCGCCGCCGCCGCCGUACGCACCUCUGCCCCCCGACGACGACGGGGUCGUCGAUGACCCGAAGGUCACCCUCGAGGGCAAGGACCUCUGGGAGAAGUUCCACAAGCUGGGCACGGAGAUGGUGAUCACCAAGAGUGGCAGACAAAUGUUCCCACAAAUGAAGUUUCGAGUGUCAGGCCUAGACGCAAAGGCCAAAUACAUCCUGCUACUGGAUAUCGUCGCCGCAGACGACUACCGAUAUAAGUUCCACAACAGACGUAUGUUUCCUGCCUACAAAGUUCGCGUUUCUGGUCUUGAUAAAAAAGCGAAGUACAUUUUGCUAAUGGACAUCGUAGCUGCCGACGAUUGCAGAUACAAAUUCCACAACAGUCGAUGGAUGGUGGCCGGCAAAGCCGACCCCGAGAUGCCGAAGAGGAUGUACAUCCACCCGGACUCGCCGUCGACGGGUGAGCAGUGGAUGCAAAAAGUGGUCUCCUUCCACAAGCUAAAGCUAACCAACAACAUCAGCGACAAACACGGAUUCGAGCUCAUCUAUAGCCAAAGUCAACGGAUGUUGUCAAAGUUGCUGUGGCCCAACCCGGCCCCUAGUGCACCCAGAGACCCCCACUCAGAUCAUUUGUGUGUCACGCAGACGAUCCUCAACUCCAUGCACAAGUACCAGCCACGGUUCCACCUGGUGCGAGCCAAUGACAUCCUGAAGCUGCCCUACUCCACCUUCAGGACGUACGUCUUCAAGGAGACAGAGUUCAUUGCCGUCACUGCCUAUCAAAAUGAGAAGAUCACACAACUGAAAAUCGACAACAACCCAUUCGCGAAAGGGUUCCGAGACACGGGCGCGGGGAAACGGGAAAAGAAUUUGUCCGUGUACCGCAGGCAGGCGCUGUUGACGGCGCGCUCGGACCGCGACGAGGACGACGAGCGGCCGCUAGAUGUCGGCGGGCCGUCCAGCCCGCCACCGUCCUCCACCACGCAACACAACACUAGCUCAUGGUUUAGCUCAAGUGGAGCCGGUGCUGAUUCCGGCCCUGAGGAAGGCAUAGAGGCGAAUUCGGACUCCUCCUGUUCAGGAGGGCCGCGAGCGACCUCUCCCCCUGCGGGCCCGUCCCGCCCCUCGCCAGCCCCGGACGUGUCCCUAGGUCCGCCGGUACAGCCUCCGUUGCUGCCGUACCUGUAUCCUCCGUCGCUGUACCCGCCACCGUUCUUCCCCCCGCAUCAAAUGCCGCCAGGUUUGCUCUUUAACCUGCAUCCUCUGCUGCAGCAGUACUCGCUGCCGCCUCCGCCCGCGCCGCCAGCCCCCGCGGUCGCCCCGUCCCUGAGCAAAACGCACAGGUUCGCGCCUUACGCGCUGCCUGGUUUAGGAUCAGCGUUUGAGCAAGUAGCGCCACGCGCACGAAGCUUAAGUUCGUCUCCAGCGCGACCGAGGAACGGAUCACCCCCCGCGCGAGCCGCGUCAGCUGAUCCCCCUCCAGACGCCCCCACGUCAACAUCCUCCACCCCCCCAGCCUCGGACCUCAAGAGCAUCGAGAGGAUGGUGAACGGACUCGACGUGGAAACGCAGGACUGACCGACCUAACAUUGUAAAUAGCGUGUAUUUAUAUUAGCUCCCGCUUUACCAAAAAGUCACCGGUGAAAUAGUGGCGGGGGGUAUCGUUUUGUAUCGUUCCUAUUUUGUUUUCCUUUCGAGUUCUAUUCGGGUCGAUUUCGUAUACUGUUUGUAAAUAAUUAAGAUUGUGAUAGGUCAGACGGCACGCGGUGUCAACUCGAGCGCUCGAGAAGAGCACUUGAAAUUGUUAUUAUCCUUCCACGGUAACACAGCACACCUUCUUGGGCUUGCGAACUUGUUCAUGGAGAAUAUCGACAGGUAUCAGUCUGCCUAGGGAGAGCAUUAUAACAGAAUUAAUUCAUUCGGAAAAAAAUGUAUACAUUUUAUAGCUACUGACGCUUUUUAAUAUUCUUUGAUCAAAGUCAACUAAAUUACACUGCCUGCUAUCGUGGAAGCAUUUAUUUUUAAAUUAUGAAAUGGCCGUAGUAAAGUAUUUAAAUACUUAUUUGCCCAAAAGUCUACAAUGUUUUAGCUAACGUAGGUAUAUAUAAAAAAAUAAUUAAUAUAGUUAGGUACCUAUGUAGGUACCUAACUAUAUUUCACAUACUAACUAACAGCCAAUGCAGGUACUAACCUACUUAAGACAAUUUAAAAACUUACAAUAUCUUCACUUUUUUUAAAUUCAGCCAGUGACAUUUUUUUUCAAUCAAAACUACUUCGGCUAACUCUUAGAUAUUUUACUAUGGCAAUACAGUUUACAAUAGGACGCGAAGUGACGUCGACAUCGAAGACCUAUCCACGUAGUUAACCUCCACAUUAUUAGACACUCAUAGAUUCUCCACUGCAAUAGAAAUAGUUUUAAUGAUAUAUUGCUGAUUACGAAGUGUUAUUUCAAUCCAAGUAAUUUAAAUUAAACAGUUUUUCUAAGUUAUUUCAAUCAGUUAAUUAACUUUAUAAAAUAAUUUAAUUUUUUGCAUUUACAUUUUAAAAAGCCAUUUAGUAUAUAUCCUUCAAAUACUUCUUACAUAAAUAUGAAAUGAAAAUUCGUCUUCAGCAGUUAAAUAUAUUAAUUUCCCACUUCGAUAGUAAUUUAAUACUAUUACUUUUUUUGUAAAUACAAUUUGUAAGGUAUAUUUUACGUGUUUACUAAUAGACAUAUUUGGAAAAUAUGUUUUGUCAAUUGUGCUGUGAGACGGCGGGCGUUAAAUUGCUGCGUUUAUGAAAUCAUUAAAAUAUGUACAAAAUUAUUAAUUUUUUGAACGAAUCACUAACAUUUAAGAUGAUAAAAUAUUACCUCAAAUAAAUUUGGCUAAAAAAAAACCAAACGAAACAAUUUCACGCACGCAAUAAACGAUUGAUAAAAAAAUCUAACUAUAAGUCAAAAAUUGUAAUAUAUAGUUAAUAAAUUGUAGUUAAAAUACAAAAUAUAUAAUUAUAAAUGAAUAUAAUUUUCCAUGGAAUUCAUUAAAUUUAAGCGUUUAAUUCGAAAAUAGAUACCUAUAUAUACGUAAAAGUUUAAUUUUCUGUUGGUAACGAUGUUCUUCACCAGAGAUUUGAUUGCAAUAAGUAUUGUUAAUUUGCCAUUUUUUCUACAAAAAUAAUGCUUUGUAAGAUGGAUGAGAGACUGUAUCGUGCAACAUCUGUAUUGAGAAUUAUUCAUUAAAAUAUAUAGAUAACUCUAUUGACAAAAUUAA
Messenger RNA from Plodia interpunctella (Indianmeal moth), 3593 nucleotides. Its product is annotated as T-box transcription factor TBX3. Gene Ontology annotation, molecular function: DNA-binding transcription factor activity, RNA polymerase II-specific; RNA polymerase II cis-regulatory region sequence-specific DNA binding. Lineage: Eukaryota; Metazoa; Arthropoda; Insecta; Lepidoptera; Pyralidae. The record is from RefSeq and is a predicted model, not a curated record. Gene Ontology annotation, biological process: cell fate specification; positive regulation of DNA-templated transcription; regulation of transcription by RNA polymerase II. The coding region runs from base 178 to 1920 and encodes 580 amino acids. The transcript has 9 exons. Gene Ontology annotation, cellular component: nucleus.